Molecule: messenger RNA, 3097 nt
Organism: Schistocerca serialis cubense
Lineage: Eukaryota; Metazoa; Arthropoda; Insecta; Orthoptera; Acrididae
Product: tRNA pseudouridine(38/39) synthase
Exons: 3
Coding region: 349-1641 (430 amino acids)
Biological process (GO): tRNA pseudouridine synthesis; mRNA pseudouridine synthesis
Cellular component (GO): nucleus; cytoplasm
Molecular function (GO): RNA binding; pseudouridine synthase activity
Source: RefSeq, a predicted model, not a curated record
UUUACAGUAUGGACGUUGUAGCCGUCAUACAGUAAAUAAGCAAGAUUAUAGCUAAUGAUACAGUAUUAUUUAUUAUUUCGGUUGUGUAAGUUGGAAACCAGAGAGUGUUUGCCGCCAAUUAUCAAAUGACUACCCGUGGCAGCGUUAAAUGUCUGUGAUGUUGAUGUUUUGAUAAAGGUGAGAGAAAGCGUAACACAAUUUUCCAAGAGUUUGGAGUCUUUAAAAUGACAUGUAGAAUUGUUCCUGUUCCUGCAAGGCGUCAACACUACUGAGAGGGUUACGCUGUAGUUUGCUUCGCAAGUGCAUAUAGUGGACUAGAAUCAAAUCAUCUGAAAAUAAAGGUGCAAAAUGGCCCAAAAUCCUGCCCGAAAACAGAAGAGAAAAACCUUUACAAAAGAAGAACUUCAGGAGUUGUCAAAAGAAGAACUGAUCUCAAGAGUUCUGCAGUUGGAAGCCUAUAACACACAAUUAAAGUGUUCACUAACUAAACGACUGAGUGAAGUGGAGAAUACAGUCAGUAUUGAAGAAGCAAAGCGCAAACGAGCUUUUGAUUUUUCAAGUUGCAUUAAGAGGCAUAUUAUGUUGAAAGUAUUGUAUCUUGGAUGGAAUUAUCAGGGUCUAGCAACACAGGAGGACAGCACUAAAACGAUUGAACAUGAGCUGUUUGCAGCUCUGUACAAAACUUGCCUUGUUGAAAGCAGGGAGACUGCCAAUUAUCAUCGAUGUGGUCGUACAGAUAAGGGUGUAAGUGCUUUCUGUCAGGCAUUCACAUUAGAUGUUAGAAGCAACUUGACUGAAGAGGAAGUACACUCAGGAAGCACUAACUCAGAACUACCGUAUCCAAAGCUUUUGAACCGUGUUUUGCCAAGUGACAUUAGGGUUCUAUCCUGGACACCUGUACCACAAGGCUUCAGUGCAAGAUUUGAUUGCAAAUCUAGGACAUACAAAUAUUUUUUCCCUAGAGGAAAUUUAGAUCUACAGAGGAUUAGUGAAGCUACAUGCUAUCUGGUAGGUAGCCAUGAUUUUCGUAAUUUGUGUAAAAUGGAUGUAAAGAAUGGAGUAAUCAAUUAUAUAAGGGAAAUUCUUAGCAUUGAACUGAAAGUUGUCUCCGAGGAUCCUGCAAAAGUAGUAUCAUAUGACGUGUGUGUACUAACGGUAAAAGGAAAAGGAUUUCUUUGGCACCAGAUUAGAUGCAUUGUCGGUGUUUUGUUCUUAAUUGGUCAAGGCAAGGAGGAGCCCACUGUUAUAAAGGACUUACUAAACGUUGAUAUUAACCCACAGAAACCUCAGUAUUGUCUUGCUAAUGAAGUUCCACUUAAUCUCUUCCAUUGUGAAUUUGAUGAAAUGGGGGAGAUAGUGGACAAUGAUACACUAAUAAGUGUGAUACAUGAACUCCAGAGAAUUUGGACAAUUAAUGCUGUUAAAACAACAAUGGUGCGUUCUAUGUUGUGCUGCUUGCAAGAAAAUAUAGAGCAAAAUGCAAAUGAACAAAGUUCAUGCCUUCUUGAUGGAGUGAAACGCAAAGUUUACCAGCCGCUCUUUGAGAGGCCAAAAUGUGAUAGUUUGGAUGAGCGCAUUCAGCAUUACAUAAAAAAGAAGAAAAUUGAGCUUCCAGAAAAUGAGAGAGAAAAUGCGAAGUAGUGAUCAACAGUUUAGUUUGACAAUUGUAUAUUUGAAAAUAAAUAUUGAACUUUUUUAGUAAUUGGGUAAAUAUUGAUGUAACAUAACGAAAUGAAAAGAAGUUGAUCUGAUGAGAAGAUAUUUGUUCAGCUUUUCUACAUACUUGCUUCAGCAGAGACAGGACAUUACUAAUGGGAAAAAUAAUCAUCUUGUCCGUUAAAUGAAUUUGUCCCUUUUUGCUGCCACAGUUUUGAUAUUACGGUAUAGGAGGAAAACAUUGCAUCUUUUAUGAAUUAUUUUUGUUGCAAACCCUGUAGUAAAAUUUGCAAGAGUCUCUUCAACAGUUUCACAUGAUGACAGCUGAAAGUUGGUCCACAAACAAAUAUCAGUAGUACUUUUACAGUUUUCUGUUCUUAUUCCUAAAAUAUUUAGUGAAUUUUUAAAUAGUAUGAAGCCCUAAAUGAGAUGAAGAUAGUUGUCUGCUUUCUUCACAUUUGUGAUGUAUUUAAAACAUUCCAUACAACAUCCGGUUGUGGAAGCAUGUUACAUUUUCUUUAUUCAUCACUAGUGCAUGACUGUUGGCCUUCAGUGUGUAUGGAGAAAGUAAGUCAUCAUUGGAUUCCACUAUUUCUGUCACAUUGUAUGUGCAAUGAAAAAUCAAGAAGCUACCUGUUUCCAAGGCUUGGGCUCUAUAUGCAGAUUUUUUUGUGUGUGUAGUAAACAGCAAAUGAUAAAUGGACUGUUUGAUCAAAAAUAUCACCUGUUGGUUCCACAUUUGUUCCUUCUUAAACUGUAUAGAGAAGAAAAGUAUCCAUUUCUGUGAGAUUGUGACCUGCGUCAUAUCCUUACUCCCGGUGGAGACUGACACAUUUGGCAAUUGGGAACAUCUGUUCUAUUCAGUUUUCUUUAUCCUCAUCAUCCACUAUGCAAGUGGCUCAUAACUUUGGCAUUCUUCCUUCUAACGCCAAACCUUUAAACUAUCUCUGGGAGAUUACUUUACACCAUUUAGUUGAUUGUUGCCACUACGUUUCCCUCAACGUACACCUGUAAAUCUCCUUUUCAUUCAUACUCCCUUGCUAUUGCUAUCAUUUUUCCAAUUUUUUGUUGUGAUUUAUUUAUUGUCUGUCAGGCGUUUUCAGACAUUAACUGCCUGCACCAUUUACUACUUCUUUCCUUUUCAUCUUUGUUACUCCAUUAAUACCUCUGUUUUGUGUUUGCCCAUCAACUGUCCUGAAAACUGCCCAACCUACCAUUUCUACCUUGUCAAGUUCACAGAUCUCAUCUGUUGCUGUUAAUACAUUGGAGACAGAAUUCAAAUACCCCAAACAGGGUAGCUGAACUCCAAAUUUAGCACAUUGCCUUGCCACAAUGAGUGCAACAAAUUCGAAUGAUGGGCUAUGGAGUUCAUAUCUGGUCUGUAUAUUCAUGUAUGUUAUAUCAGUUUUUAAUGACAAACAUACGAAAGCUUUUACCAAAA